UGAAAACUACUCAUGUCAUAAAACAAUAGAGUUAAAAAUCAGAAUAAUAUCUAUUAUAAUCAUACACUUUUAGUUGAUUUUAAUCAGUUUUAAUCAAAAAUUUUGACUUUUUCGGUUAUUUUUGGUUGAAAUUGGGUCACAAGUGAUUAACAAUCGACUAAAAGCGUAUGAUUAUAACCGAUUUUAAUCUAAUUUUAACCCUAAUUUUUUUUUAUAUGACUUCUUAUCAAAUAAAAUAAUUUGAGUUGUUUAAAUACCUUUUCGAAAUAUUCAUUAAAAAUCAAGUCUGAUUCAUCUGUAUAACAUAAAUAAAUAAAUGACUUGUCUGAUCAAUGCUCAAUAAUUUUAUUAUUUCUUAUUAUUAUUCCAGAAAUCUUACCGUUAAGAUAAAUAUUUUUCACAUCGAAUAUUAACUAUUCAGAAAGGAAUGCUAUGAACAGAUGAGAUUAUCUAAUUUAGCAUAUCAUAAAGUGGAUACGACAAACAUAAAAGACUUUGUUUGGAGUCAGUCACAAUGCAUUUACAGUGUAAACUGUGUUACAUAAAACUAUUUUAGUUUAUUCGUGAAAGGAAGGUUUACAGAUACUGCAAAUGACGUCUUGCACAAGAUUCACAAUAACUGUAUACGAUAAUCUUAAGCAAUCAGUGGAGGUCCUAAUGAUCAUUUUUCUUGGAAAAUUUUUUCCUUCUAUACGCGAUCAUUCUAGUGACGUUCUGAUAAUAUUGUAUUUCGAUCAAAUUUUGCUAUUUCAAAUAGAACAAAAGUUUUAUAUCUGAAUAAAACAAAACUAAACUAGAAUUCUAUCUCCGUUCGAAAACGACGAGUACCCUAAUUUUGCAUUGCAAUAUGAUGCAUUGAACAUUUUCGAAAAUGUGAUUAUCAUCAAUUAUCUUACUGAAUAAUUUAGUCUACGUAGUUGUAUCUGAUUGAUAUUUUAACUCUUUAGUUCCCCUCGAUCACUGGAACGAACAUUUCUUGUAGUAAACUUUAUAGACUAUCCAUUGGUAAAACGGAUGUUUUUUACCAUCGCUCCAUCUUCGAAAUAUCGGGCCUACAAAGUCGAUAAUUUUGAAAAAAAAAUGAAAAAGUUCGAAUUUUUCGAAACAAUUUGUUCUCUACUUACAGUCAAUAGAAAUCUUUUGGAUUUUCUGUGGUAUAUUAAUCGAUGCAGGAGUCCACUAUUAGGUUAGAUGUAUUUCGAAAGCUUCACGAUUAGUGAGCGACUUACAUACGCUAUGGAAUAUAAGUAAUCAUGGAGCCCCCUAUUAGGUAGCUGGAAGGCAAUCAAGAGGAAAGUUAAUAUAUAUACAUAUUAUAAACUUCAACUCAUGAGUAGUUGAAAUAAUGUUUAGCAUGAAUUAAAUAUCUUCAGAGGUUAUAAUAUAACUUACAACAAAGUAGAUGCUCGUUUAACAAAAUAGCUCAAAAAAAAACAUAUACUUUUUCGACACCACUUUUGGUCGGUUCAUUUCUUCCUUUUUUUUCCAUUACUCCAAUAACAUGAGAUAGAUGUUGCUAUUGUUCAUUCAAUAAUGUACUCAAAGAAAAAAAAAUCAAGGUUUAGUAUAGCAUUCAAUUCUCUUUCUUCAUUACACGAUUACGAGAUCAAUCCAGUGGCUCUAUAUGAUGAGAUGGACAUUUGGGAGAUCAAGGCAUGUAAUUGACAUAUUAGGCAGGCUAGUACGCUAUUUAUAAAGUUAUUUUAUCAGUAGCGCUUCCGGAAUCAUUUUGAGGGGAUAAAGGAUUAAUCGUCGCUAGUAUACAUUCAAAAUUAGACGACAUCUGGAGAACUCUAUUUGAUAACAUAUUUUUAUGUCGGAGGGUAGUUAUGACGACAUAAAGAAAAGGAACUUUUUUUCAUUGUAUGUCUUUAUUGUUAAUGUAGCAUUUAACUAUUCUUAUAUAAUAAAGAGACAGAAAGAAAACGAAAAGACAAAAAGUGAGUAUAAAUGGCGACAUGAUGACUAAUACAGUUAAAAUUAUUGAACCGAGGACAAAUAUAUACUCGUAACAUGACUGGUAUACUCAUAUUGCUCAUACUUUUUGUCGUCAUAUAUGGACUUGGUUAUUUUAUUUAUAAAAGUUAUUUCUAUUUUCCACCGAUUGAAAAAAUCGAUUAAGAAAUAAACGUGUAAUAAUAACUGGAGCAUCACGUGGUAUAGGUGAAGAAUUGGCUUAUGAGUAUGCACGUUAUAAUUGUCGUCUUAUAUUAGCUGCACGUAGUAUUGAUAUAUUAAAAAAUCAAGUUGCUAAAAAAUGUCUUUCAUUAGGUGCAACACAAGUUGAAUGUAUUCAAUUUGAUCCAUCAAGUGAACUUGCAUGUAUUGAACUAAUUAAUAAAACAAUUGAAUAUUAUCAAGGUAUUGAUAUACUUGUACUUAAUCAUACUACAUCAGUUUAUGAACCAUUUUUUAAAUGUGAUAUUAAGACAAAUAUUGAAAAUAUGAAAAAAGUGUUUGAUGUAAAUUUUUUUGGAUACUUUCAAACGACGAUGGCAGCUCUUCCUCAUUUAGCUCAAAAUGGAACAUAUGAACAACCAUCUCACAUAAUUGCAAUGUCAUCAUUAACUGGUACUUGUCCAAUACCUCAAACAACUAUAUAUGGUACAACAAAACAUGCUAUUCAAGGUUUCUUUUUGAAUCUUGCUCGUGAACUUCGUAUUUCUGAAUUAUAUCAAAAUCGUGUUACAGCAACUGUAGCUAUUCUUGGAUUAAUUGCUACUGAAUCUGCACUUAGUACAAUUGACAAAAGUCUUCAUUUUUUAGCGGUUGAUGUACAUAAAACUGCUCAAGCAAUUAUAGCUGCUGGUGUUUAUGGACA
Rotaria sordida is the source of this 2821-nucleotide messenger RNA. The record is from the annotation of a GenBank genome assembly. Lineage: Eukaryota; Metazoa; Rotifera; Eurotatoria; Philodinida; Philodinidae.